AUGCCUCCUCGCCGAGCGCAUACCAAAUCUCGCCAGGGCUGCGAUCAGUGCAAGAAACGUCGGGUCAAGUGUGACGAAAAAGGGCCACCGUGCUCCAAUUGUGUGUCACGAGAGCUCUCAUGUACAUACCUGCGAGCGCCGUCGCGGUCCGGCUGUGUGCGAGCAAGCCAUACCCCGGUCCCGCUGGCCGUAGACCCGCCUCCCCGGACGCUGGGGAUCCCCAGUUUCGGGGUGUCCGUUUCUCCGGACAUUUCGCGAGUGCGAGAUCUGGAGCUGAUGCACAAGUUCUCCACUGAUACUUUCAAAAGUCUUUGCUCUUCGCAGUCAGAGCAUCAUGUCUGGCAAAUCUCCAUUCCCCGUCUGGCCCUUCAGUAUGAUUUUUUGAUGAAUGGCAUCCUGGCUUUGGGAGCUCUUCAUAUUGCCGCCACAAUCGAGCCACCCGGUUCGCUGAUGUACAUUGACACGGCUCUGCAGUACCACAACCUUACAUUCGCGCCAUAUCGCGCAGCUGUGGAUAACAUCAACCCGAUGAACUGUGAGGCUGCGCUGGCGCAGUCAAUUAUCACGACCGUCAUCGGUAUUGCCCUCCCGGGGGUCAGCGCUUCCCGUGGGGAUUCUUCAAGCAUGACCGAGAACAUCGUUGUGGUCUUCGAACUCCUGCAAGGCGUGAGAAAGAUCCACCGCAUUGGGGAAUCAUGGAUGAAACUGGAGCUCUUCUCGAGCCGAAGAAACCAAUGGGAUCCCGAACUAGCCAGUUUGGACGACGGAACGCGGGCUGCCCUCGAGCGACUCGAGACUUUGAAUGAUGAGACUCUCACCAGUGUCGAUCCAGCCCAGCACCAGGUCAACAAAGAUGCCAUCAUCUAUCUACGGCACUUCUCAGUGCGAGUUAAUAAUUCUGUCGACCCCGCUAACGUCUUGGCUUGGCUUGCUAUGCUCGAUAAGGAAUUCGUGGAGAACGUGCGGCGCCGACGGCCGCUAGCAUUGUUGAUCCUCAUGCACUGGGGCGUGUUGCUUGGGGAGCUUGAUGGUGGGCAUUGGUGGGCUCGAGGCUCGGGCCGCGUCUUGAUCUCCGAGUUAUUGGAUGCAUUGCGUCCAGCAGACAUGCAAUGGGUGAACGCUGUGGCUUGGCCGCAGAAAAAGAUGGGACUUUGA
Molecule: messenger RNA, 1155 nt
Organism: Penicillium bovifimosum
Lineage: Eukaryota; Fungi; Ascomycota; Eurotiomycetes; Eurotiales; Aspergillaceae
Product: Zn(II)2Cys6 transcription factor domain-containing protein
Exons: 2
Coding region: 1-1155 (384 amino acids)
Biological process (GO): regulation of transcription by RNA polymerase II
Molecular function (GO): DNA-binding transcription activator activity, RNA polymerase II-specific; zinc ion binding
Source: RefSeq, a predicted model, not a curated record